GUUUAUUAAGACCUAUUAAAGCUCCCUCCCCUGGCCCUGAUAUUAAAGGUCACGCAUACUCUUGAAAUAUUUGUCUUGAAAUGUAAAGCAUACCUUAUGCACAGCCAUCGUCGUUUGGACCAAACUGCAUGUUUCUUUGGGCAGUUCAAUGACGUACUGAACGUCUAACCUGCCUUAGACUAAUCUUCGAGGUAAAGUUAUUUUCUAUUUUCCUUGCAAAAUUCAUUUUUAUUUCUAUGAGCAAUCUAGAAAAGCGCACCCGACGUACCACUCUAACCAUGCAGCGGCGGAAGCAGAUUGUAGGGUUAAAGAAGCCAAUUAUCAGGGGAGCCAGAAAGCAAAAAAUACUCAUAACUUCUGUUGCAGGAACCUGAAAGCACCCAAAUCAGAGGAAAUUCACCAUUCUGUUUCAUGGGAACAUUAUUUGUAGUGUCAAACUUCAUCAACGUUAGCGCCUCUUCAAUACAUGUAUCGCGACAGCUCGAUUCGACAGUGAAGAUCCAUUGCAAAUUUGCGACAGCAAAUUUGAUGUGAAAAGAUCUUAUUCAGUUGUUAAUUAGGUGAGUGCCCAAGUUUAUCGUGUUUUUAUUAUAGUUCAGGGAUGGUUAUUAAGUUUAUUAUGAUAAGGAGCUUGGUUUGAUUCGCGACAACCUCGCUUUGUUUUCAGGUGGACCUUGAACUCGAAAAACAAUGACGCUUUCUUUGUCGUUUACACGGUUUGGCUUUCAAUCAAAAUCUGAUACAAACGUUAAACGUCGACAGUUGCAACCAUUGUGAUUCAUCUCUUGGUUAUCGCCCUGAUUCUCUCCUGCUUUCCCCUCCGUAGAGGUUUAAUGGAACGUUGUUGAAUGUUGGUUGCGCAAAGCGAAGUGAGCUUCGUGAGUAUGAGGCCAUUAUUUUAGAUACCUUGUUUACAUAAGCCCCGCUAUUAGAUACCUCGUUCUCACUAAUUUAGGAACUAUUGUAGACAUCGUGAUUGACAGUUAUUUGAUCCGUAACCGGAAAUUCCAAAAAUCAUCGUCGUUCUACGCGGUAUAAAAUGUGAUAGGGUCAAUUCUGGUAAGUAAUUUUCUGUUUCUUAAAACUUGCAAAGCAGAUUAAUUUCUAUUUGACUGAGCGAUCAGACAAAUAGCAUAUUCGUUUCUUGUAAGGAACCGGAAAUAAUUUUCACACGAAGAGAGAGAAUUGCAACAAGUUGAAGCUUUUCUCAUCAUGUUCGCGCUUUCUACGCAUCUUUGUAAAUGUCAGUUGUCUAAAGAGCGAAAAGUUUUAUCAGUACCUUUAACAGAGACAGUGAUGAAAGGAUUUUGGUAAACAUGCGCACCUUUUAGACCGAUCCGGUCAAUUGGCACAAACAUAAACGAUGAAAUCCCUCUUCAUAUGGUAUCCUUGGCAACAUCGUCCCUCCCUCGGCUGCAAAACAACGACAGCCAAAAAUUAAGUUUCUUGUUGCAGACUGUCGUGAAUGCCGUACGGCCGUUCUUCACGAUAUCACAGUUUAAAGCAAAACAGGGUUUAUUUCACAGCUUCAAUCCUCACAGUACAAUGGCUCGCUCACACACUACACAAAAUCGUGACUUUUGUGAAUCUAUAAGCUUUAGCUUUUAAUCCGAUCUGUCAGCAAGUUCUCUGUCGUUCUGACAGGCGAGUGAAACUGUUAAUAACAAAAUUUAAAAGGAAUAAAAUCACGCCAUCUCACAAUCACGCUACACUCUUGCUUCAUAACACUCUCCCCCUGUUCAUCGCGAAUACUGAUGAACAAUUUGAUUGUUCUAAAGGUGUUGGACAGGUCUCUCCAGCUAAGAUCUUCCCGCUCGCAGUUUAGCCCCUCUGACAACUCUGUCUCGUCCAGUCAUCAGCUGUUUAAAUGACUAUUCCUAGCUUCCACAAUCCACGAUUCUUUUCUUCGCCUUUAAUGAUGACAACAUCUCCCUUAGCUAGGGUCACCUUACUUCCUUUGUGUUUUAAAUUGUGCUGCUCAUGCAAGCCUCUUAGAUAUUCUGAAGACCACCUCCGCCAUAGUACGUCUUUACAUUUCUUCAGGUACCCUGCACGCCUUCUCAGGUCUUGGUUCUCCAACUGAUGGCUCUGUGUUUCAGGCAAUAGAUUCGGGCGGCCAAACUGCAACAGGUUGGGGGUCAGUAUGGGUGAUUGAAUGUCCUGUUCUACGUAGCUCAGCGGGCGGUUAUUCAUGGUAACUUCAACGUCCAGAGGGGCAUCCUGUAACUCGUCCACGUAAGCAUACCGUUUCCCACUGUCUUGUUAAAGGCUCGUUUGACAAGAGCAGACCAUCCUCUCAAAUUGACCUCCCCACCAGGGUGCUCUGGACAGGUUGAACUGCCACUUGACGUCGACUUCGGCUAGGAAGUUAUGCAGGCGUUCAUCUUUCAUCACGUUUCUCAGCCACUUCGCUGCUGCCACGAACGUUUUACCGUUAUCGGAAUAGAUUUUCUCUGGACGGCCCUUUCUGGCGAUCAGGCGCUUAAGGGUGCUGAUGAACUCGUUAGUCUCCAAGGUUUUAGUAAGCUCUAGGUAAGGCGCUCGUGUCAGACUACAGGCGUACAGGACAAUAUAGGCUUCCCCUUCUCUGUUUUUCACGGCUUGUGCGGUACUUGAUGAGACUGGCGUAGUCAACACCAACAACUUGAAAGGGUGAAUUUCCUUCAGUGCGGUCGCGAGGUAAAUUUCCUUGAAGUGGAUUGGCGAACGCAGUGAUCUGAAACCGUUUGCAUCCGUAACAUUGCUUGAUUACUCGUUUAACAAGCUUGCGCAACCUUGGUAUCCAAUGAGAGUCUCGCACGUUGGCCAUGGCUAGUCCUACUCCCCCGUGAAGAGUAAUCUCAUGAGCGUGUUGUACGAACUUCAGAGUGUAGAAAGCACUGUCGAGGAGAUAGACGGGAUAGUUUCCCUAGAUUCUUCCACGGCACUCGAGAACCUCCUUUCGGUUUGGCUGCAGGUUAAGUCUUAACUAGUCUUCCUGGAAUUGAUCAGAUCCGUCCCACUGUUUUUGAGUCUUCUUCUGCUAGAACAACCUCUGCUUGUUAAUUUCCUCGGUAGUUAAUUGGCCUCUGAUUCUCUGAGUUCUUGGGGAUUUGCUGUUGCGCAGGAAUCGUGCGACCCACGCCCCCACUCUCAAUGUGCGCUAAAGGGAUGAUCUUAGUAACAUUUCGUCCAUAACAUCGUUGCUUUCUACUGCUAAGGCAAAAAUCUGCUUGGAGGCUUUCGCUUCUGCGUUAGAUUCUGGGCUUGAAGUCUGAAGGGUUUUCUUGGCUCGGUACAUGCCUCCAUGUGAUUCCAAUUUUCUGUCUGAUCUUGCGGACCCGGUUGCUGACAAACUGCUUGUAUUCCCCGCAGCCCCUUAUCCAGUGUACGGCGACACUACUGUCUAGCCAUGCGUACAAGGACUUAACUGGAAACCCGAUCAGUGCAUCUCGUACAUUAGUUAGCAAGUUAGCCGCCAUAUGACCAGCCACUAACUCAAGUCUGGGGAUAGUAAGACCUUCUUUGGCGAGACGUGCCUUCGCUGGGACGAGUCCCUGCGUCACCACUGAAUGUUGCCGGACCACUGCAUAAACACCUACUGCUAAUCCCUGUCCACUUGCAUCGCCAAAGGCAUGAAGAGUAAUUUCACGGAUUUCUUCUCCGGUUACAGCUAAGGACCUGGGUAACUUUAACUUGAUCAGGCAGGUUAUUUUCCCACUUGCUCCACUUUUUUGCGAUUUGUAAUGGAAUCUCUGCGUCCCACGUGGUCUUUUCCUUGCAUAUAUCGCGUUACACAGUCUUUCCUUCUAGGUUUACGGGCGCAGCAAAACCGAUGGCGUCGUAGAUCUUCGCAAUUUUGCACAGCACACCUCUUUUGGUAGGGUCAGCAAUCUCUGUAGGGAAGGUUACAGCUAUUUUAUCAGCUUCUUUAUUCCAUCGCAAUCCCAGACACGCGCCUGGUUUCUCUCCUAGCUGUUCUUUAGCGUAAGUAAGCCCAACUUCACUGUCAGUUGUUUCGGUUAAUUCUAGCUCUCUAGCGUUUGAGCUACAUUUGCGUAAAGUGAAGGUGGCCUUUGCAAUUAUUUCUGUUGCAGUCUUCUUAACUUCUCGCGCCUUUUCAACUGUAGGACCCCCCUGUCGUAGUGGUGCAACGAUGGCAAAGAAAUGUACAAAAUAGCGUGAUUCACGUGCAAAGUUGUUGUUUGUUGAUAAUGUUUUUUGCCGUUCUCCUUGCCGUCGCCGUCAUCUUUGGUUUCGUUGUCAUCCAGAAAAAGUGCUACCGUGGUAACGUGACGUCACACUUCUUCUCUCUCUUGGGAUCGUCUAUUUAAAGCCUCAGUGCAGUCCGUGACGUGAGGCCCGUGGAUCGGGAUCAAUGGGCAGUUGGCUGCCUGGCUUAGUAAACUGCUGGUUUUCAUACAAUACGAUAUUUCUGUCUAGUGUAAAUCAGCCCAGUGGCGAGUAGCUUUAUACUCGUUGAACGACAAUUAUUUUUGGAAUUUCCGGUUACCUCAAAUUAGUCACGUUAUACUGUCACGCUAUAUUCUGGGGGACAGAGGGAUUGGGGGAGGGAUGCGUGAAAAUAAUGCAAAUCGUUCCCUGCUUAGAAUUGAUGGCUAACUUGUUUAUUUAUUUAUUUUUUCAUAAUGGUGGAAUUUAAAAAGUUACUAUACAGCCCCCACUUAAAAAUGGUUCUCAUUAUCUUUUUGAGAAAGUCUUUCAAAAGGGUAUAAUGUUCUGAAUGAGUUUAUGAUUCAGUCUCGCAUUAGAUUGUAUGUCCCGCAAUGGUCGGCGACAAGGUUUUAUGGUAGCCUGAGUGUGUAUAGCCGCCCCCUCCCCGCAGAAAAAAGUAGCCCCUUGGCAGCCCAGUUAAAAAUCGCCUUUCGGCGAUUCUUGUUAGGUUUUGGUUUUGGUUUUCGUUAUAUAAUUUAAAAGCAAAAACGAAAAUAGAGAAGUCAAAGCAAAACUGAAAAGUAAAACGAAAUAGAUGGGUAAAAAUCAAAAAGUUAGGAAUAAAAAGGGAAAAGUAAAAAAUAAAAAUCGAAAGGCUAAAUAGCGAAGUGAAAAUCAAAACGUUAAAAACGAAAACGGAAAAGUGAAAAAUAAAAACGAAAAUCUCAGCCCAAAAGUAAUAUGGCGAAGUGAAAAGCAAAAACUUAAAAACAAAAAUGGAAAAGUCAAAAAUAACACGAAAUCACCAAGUGGCCCCCCUUGGCUUCCGUAACUACCCUUUGAUUUAUCAUGAAAUCAAAUCACGUUUUGUGCCGGUUUCUUUGACUUUUACCCGCAACUUUGUUUAUAAAAAAUCUUUUCUGGGAGACUGAGACGAGGAAGAAACUAGUGGAAACGUUUUUAUAAAAAGAACAACUGCUGUAUGGUAGUUUGCGAAAUAAAUAAACGAAACGUCUUGGUUAAUUUACAUGAAUCGAAUUAUGCAUAACGCAUCCAACUGUUUACGGUAGCUAUUUCCAUAAAUGGGGUAUAUAGGAAUGUGCCGCUGUGAAGGGUAUGGUUUUCAAGCAGUAUAGUCUGGGAUAGGGUGCAGAAAUCAGAAAGGGUGUGUCUAGAAUAGGGUAUCAUUUUCGAGAAAGCUGAUCCAUUGACAACCUCGUCCCCAGGGCUUUUCCCUUAAAAGCCCUGUGGACGAGGUUGAUCCAUUGACUGAUGAUAGGCAUGCGAGUCAGGUUUUGGCAGCGAAGCCGCCAUUCUCUCGCGCGAAUUCGCAACUCCCUGCCUCAAUGCGCGCUGACGUGACGAUUCCGCCAGCUACUAAGGCUAAUGGAAGAUUUUAGUUUAGACUAGGAAAACCGGGAAUUGACAAUUAACUGAAAAAUAAGAUUGGCAAAUUCAAAUUUAGCCGCGAGUCAGAUAGCGUCGAUAUAUAGAUGGGAAAUAUAGUGAAAUAGGAUAGCAGGUUUAGUAUAGGAAAAUGUUUCCAGGGGACCAGCUACAUAUCCCCGCCCAAAACGUCCUAAUUAUGAAGUACCACACCAGGCGGCACGGAAAGUCAGUUUAUUUGAUUUAAACCGGCUUUCCGUUUGUCUGUUAGUUACUCUUGGAGCAUUUCUCGUAGGCAAUUUUUUCCCUCUGAUAGCAGGACAAUGUAAUAUAAGGCUAUCUGGUUGUGCCGUCCCAAUUCGUAUAGGGUCGCCGAAAAGCAUGCGAUCGCGAAAUACACUGACGAAAAACGCAAUUUUUGGGAAUGAAGGGGAGUUGAGUUUAAUUGUUGAUAAUUUCUUUCUUUCAUCAAUUUUAGUUCCUUCACCUACUGCGUUUUCUAAGUGGAGAUGACAGCACUGCAGCCGUUUAGUGACGAGCAAUUAAAUUUCUUUAAGUUCUCGUCCUUAGUGUUAAAUGAAUUUCCCAAAGCCUUACGGCAGACCUUUAAAACCAUGUGGGACAACACUCAUGGACAUCGCCCCGGUUUCCAGCUCUGGGAUAAUUCCACUGCUGUUAGAAAUAUGUUCGACUCUGAAGAAGCAAAAAGUGGCAAGAAGACUAAAGUUCCUGUUCUUCAGUCUUACAACGAAUGGGAUUGUACCAGUCUGUUCCAGGCUACUAUACUUGCGCGGUCCUUUGCCUCACCAGCCAGUACAGGCCCCUUCACCACACUAAGUGAUUUGUACGUGAAGCCCUGUGCAGUACCUCAUGGUAGUUUCCACGCAUGUGUGGUCAGCCCGAGUGGAAACAUGGCGGAGACCUUUGCACUUGCAAUUGACCAGCUCCGCCUUCUUAGAAAUUCCCUCUGUCACUCCAUCAGAAGUGAGAUGGACAAACCGACUUUUGACCAGCGCGUUAAUUACGCUAAAGACGCGUUUCAAGCCCUUGGUGUCUCGACAGCACCAAUUGAAGCACUUGUUAGUUUGGCGGAGUCAGACUUUCCCACAAAUAAAGUUCGAAAACUGGAGGCAAGAAUCCGAGACGAGACUCGGGCGUACAUCAAAUGUCUCGAGGACUUUAGGGAAGGUCUGGAGAGUGUGAGUUCAGACAUCAAUGAUUUAAAGCAACAGGUCGAAGUGGACAAUGCCAGCAAAGAAGACAUCACUAGGUUGGAAAAAAAGAUUGAUGAAUUGAAAGUAGGAAGAGACGAACAUGAUAAUCUACCUGACAAUUCAGGUAAGAUUUUGAGAAACUGUUCCAGCCGAAGAGUCAGUUUAUGGUUUGGACAAAUAGUAAGCAAAUUUCAAUUAUAGGACUGGUUAAUUCAGCUAGUCCCAUUGACAAAAAAAGCCUCAAAUCCUGACUUUUCUUUUUCAUCAGAGCCUUGAGAUUGUAACGUAGUUAAAAAAGUCACAGUUUAAGCCGCGGAGAGUACACUUUUUUCCAGUUAGGGUUUGUUUGCACCUACAAGUCUUCUGUAUCUCAAUGGUAGAGCAUCUCUUGACUCCAUUGACUCCUGUUGGGAAGUUCUAAGGUUUUUUUCUUUUGAGCCGUCUUCCAGACACUGCCUAUAGAACAUCUUUCUCAAGUUUUUGUUAUGUAUGAAAAAAAAAAAAAAGAACUAUAAAGAUUCCUAACAUAAAGAGAUGAAAAAAUGGCCUUGGGUCGAUGUGAAUUCACCGCAAGAAUAUCAUUUGUACAUUGAAUGAAGGGUCAAAAUUGACUUAUUUAUAAUAUAUAUUUAUUUUUGAAGAUUUUAACUGAUUUCUUUUUCACUUUUGGUCUUUUCUCAUCAUCAAAGGUACGAGACCAUCGCUCUUAAGAGCCUACCUUCCUUCAAUGGUUCCUAAUUUUGUUGGGCGACAGAGCGAGGUUGAAGAGAUCAUCGGGCAUGUCACUUCCGAUUCCACCCGACUUGUGUCGAUCUGGGGUCCACCUGGAUUCGGAAAAACGUCGGUUGCAAUUGCAGUGGGACACGCUCUUCAGACUCAAGGGCUGCCUAUGUACUGGGUUUCAUUGCGAGGACUUCAGUCAAAGGCGGGUCUGACUUCAAAGUUUCUUAGUCUUCUAACGCAACCAACCAUUGAAGAAAAACAACUGUCCGAUGAGCGUCUAUCCCUUGAUGAUAAGAUUUGCCAACUAUUCAGUGCAAUAUCAGAACAAUCUGCAUUUAUCCUAGAUAAUGCUGAUGAUUUGUUAGAAAGUGGUCGUCCAAAAGUGAAGGAAGAGGUCAUGCAACUUCUUGAAGAAAUUCUGAGACAAAAUCCAAGGGUUACAUUCAUUGUAACUACAAGAGAGUCCCUUGAGUUUAUGAACGUCCACUUUCAAGGCCAUCGAGGUUUAAGAAUAGGAACAUUGGGCGAAGCCUCUGCCCAAACGCUAAUUCAUGAGUUACUUCCAAAUGCGAACGUUGCAGACUGCAGAAAAAUCGCACAACUCUGCGGACAAGUUCCUUUAGCUAUGAAAUUAAUGUGUUCUUUGAUAUCUGAAGACAGUGCUUCACCACGCCAUUCUCUGGAUAAUUUCAUGACAUCUUCCUCAGAAGGUAUUGUCGAAAUGUUGGACAAUCAGGAUUAUCCGACCAGUCAUCGAUUAAAGUUCGUCUUUGAUUCCUCAUUCCAGAGACUUGCUGAGCAAGAACAAGAGGCACUAAUUUCUUUAAGCAUUUUCCCCGGAAAUUUCAGUACAGAGGUCGCUGCAGCCGUUUUAGGUACGAAAACCGCUUUCGAAGCCAAAAGAAUGUUACAAAUUCUGCGGAGGAAGUCACUGAUUGAUUCAAGCUCUAAACCCGGGGCUUUCACGAUGCACAAACUCUUGCAAUCAUUUUCAAGAGAGAAAGGACACACUGAUAUGAAAGAGACGAUUCUUAACGCAAAAGGUCGUUUGAAUGCAUUCUAUGUCUCACACUUUCAUGAGCUCAAUGAACAAUUUCUCACUGGGCAUUCCUUGGCUGCAUAUGUUGCAUUCUAUGAGGAUAAAGAGAGCAUUAUUCAAAGCCUAAUAGAGGGAUGUUUUGAUUCCAAAACAGCUGACAGCGUCUUUCAAAUUUUGGUCAAAGGGGAGUUGUUUCUUGCCUCGCUUUUUUGGAGUGACGCGAACAAGUUUCUUCACAUAUACGACACUGCCAUAAAAGCAGCCAAUCUGCAUGGAAAGGAAAAAUACCACAGACAGCUACUUUCUUCAAAGGCUUUUGGUGAGGUAACCUGGGGGCGAAGAGGACAGACGAAUCGUCUUCUCUCUGAAGUAAAAGAAAAGCAAGCAGCAUCGUCCGAUGUUUCUAACCAAGAAAAAGGCAAAUGCUUGUGCUAUUUAGGAAUUUUUUACCUUACUGCAAACGAAUCGAAGAACGGAGUCCAGUGCUUAAUAGAGGCGCUUUCAUCACUGGAAAAUUGCAAGAACCCAGAGACGUUAAUUCUGAAGCUUCUUAUUUUUCAGAUCCUGGGUUGCUAUUAUGAGGCCUUAAAUGACUUCUAUAAUGCGAGUAAUUUCUAUUUCAAAUCACAACAUUUGUGUUCUGCAGUGGGAGAUUGUAAGCUGCUUAUAAUUCCGCCACCGAAAAGCAAAGCAAAGGGCGCCAACAAUGAAAUACAAGUUGGAAAGAAGUCAGACUCCAUGCUCAAUGAACCCCUUGAAUUUCAUUUUGCCUUUCUCUUAAGCGAAGCUACAGAGUUUUUCUCCGACGCUAAAACCAAGCAAUAUACAAGUAACUUGGUUCUUCAAAUGUUAGAGUGUGUCGAAAAAGAGGUUAUAAUUUCACUUGGCUUGCUAAUGUUUCAUAGCGCCCUGGUACAACUGUUGAGGGAAUUAAAGAGUGAAAGCCCUGUGAAUUCUUUUUGGUCAAGAAUCAAAUGUCAUGAAAAAACACUCGAACAAUGCCAAGAAAGUUUCCUUACUAAUGACAAAUAUGGUGGUAACCGUUAUAGUCAAAUGCAAACUGAAGCGCUUGUGAAAUGUUACAUAGACCUGGGUGAAGUUUACCGGCAAGAAAAAAAUUACUCAGGGGCACUUCAGUCAAACCGGCGAGCGCUUGACAUAGCAACAAGGUUCUUUGGAGAGGACCAUGAAAGCACUGCUGACAGCUACAGGGAACUCGGUGUAACACAAUACUACAUGGAUGACGACAGCGCAGCUCUAAAAUCUCACCAGCAUGCACUAGCUAUCUGUAUUAAACUAUUUGGAGAGGAACAUGAAAGCACUGCUGACAGCUACAGUCAAGUCGGUGUAACACAAAACAACAUGCAUGACUACAGCGCAGCUUUAGAAUCUCACCAGCAUGCACUAGCUAUCCGUAUUAAACUAUUUGGAGAGGAACAUGAAAGCACUGCUGAUAGCUACAGGCAAAUCAGUCUAACACAAUGCAACCUGAAUGACUACAGCGCACCUCAAAAAUCUCACCAGCAUGCACAAGCUAUCCGUGUUAAAUUAUUUGGAGAAGAACAUAAAAGCACUACUGCCAGCUACAAAGAACUCCGUAUAACAAAAAACAAUAAUCAUGACGACAGCGCAGCUCUACAAUCUCACAAGAACGCAUUGGCUAUCAGUAUUAAACUAUUUGGAGAGGAACAUGAAAUCACUGCUAAGAGCUACUGGGAACUCGGUGUAAUACAAAACAGCAUACAUGACUACAGAGCAGCUCUACAAUCUCACCAGCAUGCAAUAGCUAUCCGUAUUAAACUAUUUGGAGAGGAACAUAAAAGCACUGCUGACAGCUAUGGUCAACUCGGUGAAACACAGUACAACAUGCAUAACUACAACGCAGCUCUCCAAUCUGAGCAGCAUGCACUAACUAUCCGUAUUAAACUAUUUGGAGAGCAACAUCAAAGCACUGCUGACAGCUACAGUCAACUCGGUGAAACACAAUACACCCUGCAUGACUACAGCGCAGCUCUACAAUCUCACCAGCAUGCACUAGCUAUCCGUACUAAACUAUUUGGAGAGGAAAAUAAAAGCACUGCUGACAGCUACGGUCAAGUCGGUGUAACACAAAACAACAUGCAUGACUACAGCGCAGCUUUAGAAUCUCACCAGCAUGCACUAGCUAUCCGUAUAAAACUAUUUGGAGAGGAACAUGAAAGCACUGCUGAGAGCUACACGGACCUCGGUGUAACACAAAACAACAUGCAGGAAUACAGCGCAGCUCUACAAUCUCACCAGCAUGCACUAGCUAUCCGUAUUAAACUAUUUGGAGAGGAACAUGAAAGCACUGCUGACAGCUACAGGAAACUCGGUGUAACACAAUGCAACAUGCAUGACUACAGCGCAGCUCUACAAUCUCACCAGCAUGCACUAGCUAUCCGUACUAAACUAUUUGGAGAGGAACAUGAAAGCACUGCUGAGAGCUACUGGGAACUCCGUGUAACGCAAGACAAAAUAGAUGACAACACAACAGCUAUACAAUCUCACCAGCAUGCACUAGAUGUCCAUAUAAAACUAUUUGGAGAAGAACAUAAAAACACUGCUGACAGCUACAGCAAACUCGGUGAAACACAAUACAACAUGCAUGACCACAGUGCAGCUCUACAAUCUCACCAGCAUGCACUAGCUAUCCGUAUUAAAGUAUUUGGAGAGGAACAUCAAAGCACUGCUGACAGCUACAGUCAACUCGGUAAAACACAAUACACCCUGCAUGACUACAGCGCCGCUCGACAAUCUCACCAGCAUGCACUAGCUAUCCGUAUUAAACUAUUUGGAGAGGAACAUGAAAGCACUGCUGACAGCUACAGGGAACUCGGUGUAACACAAAACAACAUGCAUGACUACAGCGCAGCUCUAAAAUCUCACCAGCAUGCACUAGCUAUCCGUAUAAAACUAUUAGGAGAGGAACAUAACAGCACUGCUGACAGCUACAGUGACCUCGGUGUAACACAAUACAACAUGCAUGACUACAGCGCAGCUCUACAAUCUCACCAGCAUGCACUCGCUAUCCGUAUUACAGUAUUUGGAGAGGAACAUGAAGGCACUGCUGACAGCUACUGGAACCUCGGUGUAACACAAUGCAACAUGCAUGACUACAGCGCAGCUCUACAAUCUCACCAGCAUGCACUAGAUAUCAGUAUUAAACUAUUUGGAGAGGAAGAUAAAAGAACUGCUGACAGGUACUUGACCCUCGGUGAAACACAAUGCAACAUGCAUGACUACAGCGCAGCUCUACAAUCUCACCAGCAUGCACUCGCUAUCCGUAUUAAACUAUUUGGAGAGGAACAUAAAAGCACUGCUGACAGCUACAGGGAACUCGGCGUAACACAAUACAUAAUGCAUGACUACAGCGCAGCUCUAAAAUCUCACCAGCAUGCACUAGCUAUCCGUAUAAAACUAUUUGGAGAGGAACAUAAAAGCACUGCUGACAGCUACAGGCAACUCGGUGUAACACAAAGCAACAUGCAUGACUACAGCGCAGCUCUAGAAGCUCACCGGCAUGCAUUAGCUAUAUGCAUUAAACUAUUUGGAGAGGAACAUGAAAGCACUGCUGAGAGUUACAGGGACCUCGGUGUAACGCAAAACAACGGGUAUAACUUCGGCGCAGCUCUACAAUCUCACCUGCAUGCACUAGCUAUCCGUAUUAAACUAUUUGGAGAGGAACAUAAAAGCACUGCUGACAGCUACAGGCAACUUGGUGUAACGCAAACCAACAUGCAAAACUACGGCGCAGCUCUACAAUCUUUUCAGCAUGCGCUAGCUAUCCGCAUUAAACUAUUUGGAGAGGAAAAUGAAAGCACUGCUGAGAGCUACAGGGACCUCGGUUUAACACAAGACAUCGUGAAUGACUACAGCGGAGCUUAA
Porites lobata is the source of this 12642-nucleotide messenger RNA. The record is from the annotation of a GenBank genome assembly. Lineage: Eukaryota; Metazoa; Cnidaria; Anthozoa; Scleractinia; Poritidae.